GCCAAGACAGUGGUCAAAGCACCUGCACCUGUGGAAUAAAAAUGUUGUUGGUUAAAUUAAUUGCGGCUUUAUUAAGUCUGGGCCUGGUUGUUGCCCUGCCCGCUGAUGCGGGGCGAGCCAGUUCGGUGACCACUGUUACCAUCGCGAAAGGACACGGCUAUGAGCUCGAGGAGCACGAGGUUCAAACCUCGGAUGGAUACAUCCUGACCAUGCAUCGUAUUCCGUACUCCAAAAACACCGGUUACGAUGGCCCACGUCCUGUCGUCUUCCUCAUGCACGGACUGCUAUGCUCCUCAUCGGAUUGGGUCCUCGGUGGUCCACACAGUGGACUGGCUUACCUGUUGUCGGAAGAGGGAUACGAUGUGUGGAUGGGUAAUGCCAGGGGAAAUACCUACUCCAAGAAGCACGCCACCAAAUCCCCACUGCUGCAACCCUUCUGGAACUUCGAGUGGCACGACAUUGGAAUCUACGAUCUGCCCGCCAUGAUCGAUAACGUCCUUUACCGCACUGGAGUAGAUCAAUUGACGUAUGUCGGUCACUCUCAAGGUACCACCUCCUUCUUUGUUAUGAACUCGAUGAUCCCGCGCUUCGCGAGCCGCAUAAGGUCGGCCCAUUUGCUGGCCCCUGUGGCCUGGAUGGAGCACAUGGAGAGUCCUUUGGCCACGGUUGGAGGUCCUCUGCUGGGCCAGCCCAACGCCUUCGUGGAGCUCUUCGGCAGCGCCGAGUUCUUACCCAAUACGCAGCUAAUGAACCUGUUCGGAGCCCUUAUCUGCAAAGACGAGGCCAUUUUCCAGUUCAUGUGCACCAACACCCUGUUCCUUCUGGGCGGCUGGAACUCGCCGCACAUUAACGAAACCAUGAUGCCGGAAAUUAUGGCCACAACUCCGGCGGGCUGUUCGGUCAAUCAGAUCUUCCACUACCUGCAGGAGUACAAUUCCGGCUACUUCCGGCAGUUCGACUACGGAUCGACGCGCAACAAGAAGGAGUACAGCAGCAAAACCCCACCGGAGUACGAUGUGGCAGGCAUCGAUGUACCCACUUACUUGUAUUACAGUGACAACGACUACUUUGCCAGCCUGAUCGACGUGGAUCGCCUACGGUACGUCAUGAACCCUAGUGCGCUGCGAAGUGCAUACCGCCUGCCGGAGGAAAAGUGGAACCACAUCGACUUUCUGUGGGGACUCAAUGUGAAGGAAAUUCUUUAUGACCGGGUCAUCGAUGACAUAAAUAAUGCAUAAUGUGCGCUGCAAAUAAAGCGACAUACCAAUGUGAUAGGAAAAGUA
Messenger RNA from Drosophila suzukii, 1283 nucleotides. RefSeq names its product lipase 3. Gene Ontology annotation, biological process: lipid metabolic process. The record is from RefSeq and is a predicted model, not a curated record. Lineage: Eukaryota; Metazoa; Arthropoda; Insecta; Diptera; Drosophilidae. Gene Ontology annotation, molecular function: hydrolase activity, acting on ester bonds.